Messenger RNA from Pogoniulus pusillus (Red-fronted tinkerbird), 1192 nucleotides. RefSeq names its product fibronectin type III domain containing 11 (gene FNDC11). NCBI's taxonomy places the organism in Eukaryota, Metazoa, Chordata, Aves, Piciformes, Lybiidae. The transcript has a single exon. The coding region runs from base 167 to 1045 and encodes 292 amino acids. Gene Ontology annotation, molecular function: protein binding. The record is from RefSeq and is a predicted model, not a curated record.
GCUUGUGCUGGGGGCUGCAGAACUGCACCCAGGACUCCAGGUGGGGUCUGAGGAGCGCAGAGGCACAGCCAUGGUUGUGCUCCCUCCCAGCUGCCUCUGCCUUGGCUCCUGACGCUGUCCUUGCCGGUCUCUCGCACAGCAGCUGAGCUCUGGGAUCAGGGCCGGGAUGCAGGAGGAGCCCGGAGGCAGCUCCAUGAGCGCCGAGCGCGGCCAGGAGGAUGCCGAGGAUGCCAGCUGCCAGCUGCACCAGGAAAGGAGAAGCUUCGUCCUGUAUUUCCUGGACUCCACCCUGAACCUCAGCGAGCUCCAGAGCCACCAGAGGAGAGUGGAGCAGCUGAAGAAGUGCUACUUUUACCUGGAGGUCGAGCCCAAGUACGUGGUGGUGACAGAGCAGCAGCACUUCAUCGACAUCUUCGAGCUGAUCGACCCUUGGCAGUUCCAGAGGAUGAAGGCGGUGGGGAAGGACCAGGUGAGGAUCCAGCUGGCGCUGCUGGGCGAGCUGCUGGAGCAGCUGGAGCGGGGGCAGGAGGAGCUGCGGGCGCACACCGAGAGCCGUGAGCCCGGCCCGUUCCUGGCGCAGUGGCCGCGGCUGCAGCGCAGGCUGCGCAGGCUGAGCCGCUACGCGCAGCAGCUGCGGGCGCUGCGGCAGCCGGGCCGGGUGGCCCCGCGGCACCGCCUGCUGGCCCCGCUGGAGGCUCAGCGCCGCCGCAUCGCGCUGCCGGCCCUGCGCCUGGCCCUGGCCACCAAGCCGCCGCUGCUCUUCCGCCGCGACAAGUCCUUCGCCGACGCCACCUGGGUGCGCCUGAAGUGGUGCAGCGAGGACCAGGAGUGCUACCCGGAGGAGCACUACGAAGUGUACGUGCGGCUGCUGGCCGGCGGCUCGGAGCGCAGCUUCAGCAGGUUCCAGCUGGCCAGCGGCGACAGCUGCAAGGUGGAGGGGCUGGAGCCCGGCAGGCUCUACGAGUUCACCGUCCUCAGGCCAGCCACGCAGACCCUCGUCUUCCGAAACUGGCAGGACACCAUCACGCUGAGGACGAAGCCCUAAGGAUGCCCUGGGAGCUGAGGAGAGCAGCAGUGGUGCCCUGGGAGCUGAGGAGAGCAGCAGUGGUGCCCUGGGAGGGGCAGCUGACACCCAGCAGCUCUCUCCUGCUGACCACUUGUGAAUAAAGAUGGAUAGGAGGGGAAAAAUAAA